AUGUCUCUGUAUCCCACCUUUGAAGGCCUUACGAUCGGUAAAGAAAUAGAAGCUCAAAACAACCUCGCUCAAACACUGACAACAAACGCGGCGUGCUCCAAUGUGGGUGGUGUGAAUUACGCUGCACUGGCCAGUGAAUUCCUCGGUCUUGAUCUCUCUUUGGUUCGUUAUGAUGACUACGGAAAUGCUUGUUAUGGAGGCGAAACCGCAGCGGGAGCAGUGGUAUCACAUGCCGGAACUGCCAUUUCUAUUCCAGCUUCUGGAACAAUUGAGCGCAGAGAUCCUAUCGAGGUCUCUCAAGGGGUUCGUGAAAUGACUCUGUGCAAAAAUGCAAAGGGUCUAGUGGGUAUGCAGCUACGCAACCAGGACUGUGGUGUUUUCGUUACUUAUGUCGAAAGGGAUUCACCAGCAGCCAUGGCUGGUCUUCGAUUUGGUGACCAGGUUUUACAAAUCAAUGGUCAAUUUACUGCCGGAAUGUGUGGCAGAAAGGCGAUGAAUUUGAUAAAGAAUGGUCCUGCAAAUAAUAUCAGCGUUGUUAUUCGUGAUAGACCUCUAGAACGCUGUGUUACAUUGUCGAAGAAUAGUUUGGGAAGUGUUGGAAUGCUUAUCAAAGACGGCAAGGUUGAUAGCAUUGUUGAAGGCUCCAGCGCUGCGCGUAAUGGUGUUCUGGUCAACCAUCAGUUAGUAGAAGUCAAUGGGGUCAAUGUACUCGGACUUUCGGACAAAAAGAUUCGUGAUCUACUUAAAACCACUGGACAAACCGUCAAAAUUACCCUUAUGCCGUCGUUCUUCUUUGAACAUCUUUCAAAAAAGCUUGGUAGGUCCUUCUUGAGAAACAUGGACCGCUCAGAACCUAUGGCGUGA
Mesocestoides corti is the source of this 864-nucleotide messenger RNA. NCBI's taxonomy places the organism in Eukaryota, Metazoa, Platyhelminthes, Cestoda, Cyclophyllidea, Mesocestoididae. The record is from the annotation of a GenBank genome assembly.